Fimicolochytrium jonesii is the source of this 231-nucleotide messenger RNA. RefSeq names its product AN1, ubiquitin-like protein,-like protein. The transcript is spliced from 2 exons. Bases 1 to 231 code for a protein of 76 amino acids. Gene Ontology annotation, molecular function: zinc ion binding. The record is from RefSeq and is a predicted model, not a curated record. NCBI's taxonomy places the organism in Eukaryota, Fungi, Chytridiomycota, Chytridiomycetes, Spizellomycetales, Powellomycetaceae.
AUGCCGCCGCGGACGCCGAUUUCAUCGGUUGUUGUUGCGCGACGGUGUGCGCUGUGUAAGAAGAAGAUUGGGCCGGCUACUUCUUUUAAAUGUCGGUGCACACAGGUAUUCUGCUCCGUACAUCGGUACUCAGACCGCCACGGGUGCACCUACGAUUACCGCGGCGCUGGCCGAAUCGCGCUCGCGAAGGAAAACCCGCUCAUCAAAAAAGACAAGCUUGAAAAGCUCUGA